Messenger RNA from Funneliformis mosseae, 125 nucleotides. The record is from the annotation of a GenBank genome assembly. Lineage: Eukaryota; Fungi; Glomeromycota; Glomeromycetes; Glomerales; Glomeraceae.
UAGACCUUAUAUGGUAUAGCGUAGUACCCUCCCCCUUAGACCAAAGUACUCCCUGUAGUAUAGUACCCUUUCAACUUCACGAAUUGGUAAAAUACCCAGGUACUUUAGUCAACCGUUUACGGUAA